UUUAUUUAUAAAAACAAAAUAAAACAAAAAGGCUCGGUGUGGCGAUUCAGACAAACAGUGCCCUCGACUUGUUCCUCCGCGAAUGUGACACAACCAAAAAGGAUUCGGAAAAGAAAGAUCGCAAUUCGCAAUGCUUAAUGUGAUGGGUUUCUGUGGAUUGCUCUACACAUUCUUCAUACUCAAUUUUGUUUUGGUCUGCCAACUAAUUCUCCUCCAACCUCUCGUUUCUGCUUCUGAUGGAAUGCCUGAAAAUGCUGCUGAGUUGUUUGAACGGGCAUCACAAAGCAUAAAAGUGAAACAUUAUACCGAGGCUCUUGAUGAUCUAAAUGCUGCAAUAGAAGCAGACCCAACCCUUUCCAAAGCAUACCUUUUCAGAGCCUCUGUUCUUCGUCAGAUAUGCAGAUAUGAGCAAUCUGAGAGGAGCUACAAAAAGUUUCUGGAGUUAAAACCUGGAGAUUCAGCUGCAGAAAAAGAGCUCAGUCAACUAUUGCAGGCUCAAAGUGCCCUAGAAACAGCUCAGUCCCUCUAUGAUUCGGGCAACUUCUCAAAAUCUUUGGAAUACAUUGAUAAAGUUGUUCUUGUUUUUUCACCAGCUUGCACUAAGGCUAAGCUUCUUAAAGUGAGAGUGUUGAUAUCUGACAAAGAGUAUGAGGGUGCCAUUGCUGAGUCUGGGUUUCUUCUCAAGGAAGAUGAAAAUAAUUUAGAGGCAUUGUUGUUACGUGGUCGUGCAUAUUACUAUUUAGCCGAUCAUGAUGUUGCGACAAGGCAUUUCCAGAAAGGUCUCCGCCUAGAUCCAGAGCACAGUGAACUGAAAAAAGCAUAUUUUGGAUUGAAAAAUCUACUCAAAAAGAGUAAAAGUGCCGAAGAUAAUGCAAGUAAGGGUAAACUACGUGUCUCAGUGGAGGAAUUCAAAGCUGCCCUUGCUGUUGACCCUAACCAUCUUGCACACAAUGUACAUCUUCAUCUUGGCUUAUGUAAAGUGCUAGUCAAGCUUGGCAGAGGAAAAGAUGCCUUGGACAGUUGUAGUGAAGCUCUUAAGAUGAAUGAGGAGCUUGUUGAAGCUCUUGUUCAGAGAGGAGAAGCUAAACUCUUAAUAGAGGAUUGGGAGGGAGCUGUGGAGGAUCUGAGAUCAGCUGCUCAAAAAUCUCCCCAGGAUAUGAAUAUCCGUGAAGCGGUAAUGAGGGCUGAGAAAGCUUUAAAGAUAAGCAAACGCAAGGAUUACUACAAAAUCUUGGGAAUUUCCAAAACUGCUUCCGCUGCUGAUAUAAAGCGUGCCUACAAGAAACUUGCCUUACAAUGGCACCCAGAUAAGAAUGUUGACAAUAGGGAAGAAGCAGAGGCUAAAUUCAGAGAAAUUGCUGCUGCAUAUGAGGUUCUAAGUGAUGAAGACAAACGUGUAAGAUAUGACAGGGGGGAGGACCUUGAAGAGAAUGGAAUGGGUGGUGGCGGGGGUGGUGGCGGCUUCAACCCUUUCGGUGGUGGGGGGCAGCAGUUUACCUUUACUUUUGAUGGUGGCUUCCCUGGUGGUGGUGGCUUCGGUGGAGGCUUUCCUGGUGGUGGAUUUGGAGGGGGUUUUCCUGGCGGGUAUGAAUUCCAUUUUUGAUUGGAAAAGCGCAUUCCCUAUAUUUUUAAUUUCCUGAACUGAAGGGACCACAGCAAUUAUAUUUGACUAAUCACUUGCUAACGGUUGUUGAGGUAAAUACGUAGGCCGUCCCCGGAUGCUUGUAAGAUAAGAAACGUGCUUUAGAGAAAAUUUUGCUUUAUGAAGGAGUGAUGGGGUUGGGUGUUAGUUAAGGAGUCACAUUUUGAUGUAGCACAUUUCCGUUAUGUAGUGAUUGUCACUAUGUUACGACUACUUUAAAUUCCAGACAAACAUAAUACUAUUUUUGGAAUAUUUGAAUCAAAUGAAUUGUUCACAAUUAACACCAUGGUAAUUUUCUUCAA
This is a messenger RNA of Cajanus cajan (pigeon pea), 1944 nucleotides long. RefSeq names its product DnaJ P58IPK-like protein (gene P58IPK). Gene Ontology annotation, molecular function: protein binding. The record is from RefSeq and is a predicted model, not a curated record. NCBI's taxonomy places the organism in Eukaryota, Viridiplantae, Streptophyta, Magnoliopsida, Fabales, Fabaceae. Gene Ontology annotation, cellular component: endoplasmic reticulum lumen.